Messenger RNA from Merops nubicus (carmine bee-eater), 12366 nucleotides. It is a transcript of the gene FAT2, whose product is annotated as FAT atypical cadherin 2. Gene Ontology annotation, cellular component: plasma membrane; cell-cell junction. Gene Ontology annotation, molecular function: calcium ion binding. The record is from RefSeq and is a predicted model, not a curated record. NCBI's taxonomy places the organism in Eukaryota, Metazoa, Chordata, Aves, Coraciiformes, Meropidae. The transcript is spliced from 23 exons. The annotation marks the transcript as partial. Gene Ontology annotation, biological process: homophilic cell-cell adhesion.
GCAGAGAGGCAGUAAACUUCAGGAGAGGUCUCUCUCCUGUUCCAACAGGACCCAAGGAGACACCACACCAUGGAAGUCACUCUCAGGAGGCACCUCCUGAGUUUUGCUGUUUUCCUGAUGCAUUGUGUGGUCCACAAGGCGAGCUGUGAGAAAGGCAACACUUCCCCUCUGCACUUCACCCACUUCUUCUACAAUGCCACCAUCUAUGAGAAUUCAGCCCCCAAGACCUACGUGGAGAGCUACGUCAAAAUGGGCAUUUAUAAGACAGACCCCAAGUGGGACAUCAGAUACAGAAUAGCCUCUGGAGACAACACGGGUGUCUUUAAAACAGAGGAGCAUGUGAUUGGAGAUUUCUGCUUCUUGAGAAUAAGAACAAGGAGCAGCAACACAGCACUUUUAAACCGGGAGGUCAAAGACACUUACAUGUUAAUAAUCAAGGCCACAGAGAGCACCUUUGUCCACGAAGCCUGGGCCAAAGUCUUGAUCCACAUUCUGGAUAGAAAUGACCUGAAACCUCUCUUUUCACCCCCCUCCUACAAAGUGUCCAUCAAAGAAGACACUCCCCUGAAAACGGUGGUGAGCACAGUCAGUGCGACUGAUGCUGAUGCUGGCCAGAAUGCCGAGUUCUACUAUGCCCUCAACACAAAGUCCGACCUAUUCACCAUCCAUCCCACCACAGGAGCAGUUAUGACCACAGGUAGGCUGAACAGCACUCAUCGAGGCAGGCACCACCUGCAGGUUUUGGCUGUGGACAGAAUGAGAAAGAUCACAGAGGGGAAUGGCUUUGGGAACUUGGCUAGUCUCAUGAUCCAAGUGGAGCCAUCUGCCAGGAAACCUCCCUCUAUCUCUUCCGUGAAGGUGACACCACCUGACUCAGCCGAAGACUUUCUCUAUGCAACUCUGUCUGUAGAAAGUGGUGACUCAGAAGCAGGGAUAGAUUUGGUUGACUUUGUGGAUGGAGAUCCGGGGAGACAUUUCAAAGCCAUCAAAUCCUACUUUGGGAGCACUGAGUUCAUGAUUGUGUCAACAAAAGAGAUCAACUGGCUACUUUACCCAUUUGGUUUCAACCUCAGUCUGCAGGCCAAGGACAAGAGCAAGCCACCACUGUUCUCUCCUAUUAAAGUUAUCCAUAUACCUCCCUCCAAGUACGUCUCUGCUAGGUUUGAGAAAGAAGCAUACUGGGUCCAGCUCAGUGAAUUUUCCCCAGCCGGAAGCCAGGUUGUUAUGGUGAAGGUCACACCAGUCUUUCCAAAUCUUAAAUAUAUUUUGAAACCCACUCCUGACAGUACAAGCUUUAAAAUCAAUCCUCACACUGGACUGAUAACCACAGCCAGAGCAAUGGACUUCCAUGAGCAGUCUCAUUUUGAACUUGAAGUUACAACCAUUACCAGUCACACAUCCACAACUGUGGUCAUUGACAUCACUGACUGCAACAACCACGCUCCAAGUUUUAGUCAGUCUUCAUACCGCGGGGCCUUCGAUGAAAACGUUCCUCCUGGUACCAGUGUCUUAACAGUACGGGCUACAGAUGAAGAUGAAGGAGACAAUGGCUUUGUCACCUACACCAUAGCCAACCAGCAGUCGGUUCCCUUUGUCAUCGACCCUUAUUCUGGUGUCAUUUCCACCUCCAAGUCGAUGGACUAUGAGUUGAUGCAGAGGUGGUAUCAUCUGCGAGUGUGGGCGUCAGACUGGGGCUCACCCUUCCGCCAUGAAACAGAGGUGUACGUCUCCCUCAUGCUGAGCAACGUCAAUGACAACGCCCCUGUGUUUGAGAAGGCGAGCUGCAGCGGCUCCAUCCCACGGGACUUUCCCGUUGGGAACCCCGUGGCCACGGUCUCUGCCAUCGAUAGUGAUGAGCUGCAGCAUAUCAAAUACGAAAUCAAGUCUGGCAACGAGUUACGGCACUUUGAACUGAAUCCCGUCUCUGGAGUAAUAUCCCUCAGAGUGUCUCUGCGAGAUCUUCCUCCUGAACAGCCACUUUUCUACUCUUUGAAAAUAACUGCAACAGAUGGAGAGAACUACGCGUUGCCAACAUCUGUAAACAUCACUGUGGUCGGCCAAGGUCUCCCCGUCAAGAUGCAGUGUGAGGAAACAGGAGUCUUGAAACAGCUGACAGAAACUAUCAUACACUCCAUUGAGUCUCAGUCUCAAGGCCACGGGCAGGAUGAUGAAACAUCUCUGAACUUGCACCUCGUAAACCAUAAUGCCCCAAAGUUCAAUGACAGCUUUCCACGAUCUAUUGACAUCAUAGAGACUGUUCCUGUCAACUCAACUAUUGCUGACCUUUCAGCUAUUGAUCCCGAUACUGGUUUUAAUGGAAAAUUGGUCUAUGUGAUCUCAGAUGGAAACGAUGACAGUUGCUUUACCAUUGACCUGGAACUGGGUCUUCUUCAAGUCCUUUCUCCUCUAGAUCAUGAACGAACCAGCUUCUACAUUCUUAACAUUACUGUGUACGACCUUGGGACACCACAAAAAUCAUCUUGGAAACUCUUAGCUGUGAAUGUCUUGGAUACCAAUGAUAACACUCCUAAAUUUCCACAGGGUGCCUACUGGGUGGCGAUACCGGAACAUGUAGCAACAGGGACAACAAUAGCUCAACUGAAAGCAGAAGAUGCUGAUACAGAUGACAAUGGGAGAGUAAAAUAUUCUCUCCUAACCCCCACUGAUAAGUUUGCCAUUAACAGUGUCACUGGAGAUGUGACAGUCACAGGUGCCCUGGAUAGAGAAUUGUGGCCUAGCUAUGUGCUGAAAAUAGAAGCUAGGGACCAGCCCAAAACAGGCUACCAGCUGUUCUCCGUGACGGAUCUCAUCGUGACUCUGGAGGAUGUUAAUGACAACACUCCACAAUGCAUCCCAGCCCUCAACAGUGUGAAGGUCCCAGAGGACCUGCCCGUGGGAACCAUUCUCCUGUUUCUGGAGGCUUUUGACCCAGACGUUGGCUCUGGGGGUGAGGUGAGGUACAACCUCAUUAAUGAUGAGGAGAUGAUGUUUCAUGUGGAUAAGCUGACCGGGGCACUCCGUCUGGAGAAGGAGCUGGACUAUGAGAAGAAGGACUCUUACAAUCUAACCGUGCAGGUCAGUGACGGUGGGAAGCCCUUCUCUCGCUCUUCCCUCUGCCACCUGGAAGUGAACAUCCUUGACGUCAACGAGAACUUGCACCCACCACGUUUUGCCUCCUUUGUCUUCAAAGGCUGGGUACAGGAGAACAGCCCUGAGGGCACAUCAGUGAUGAUGGUCACAGCAAAAGAUAUUGAUAAGGGGAAAGAUGGAGAGGUUCAAUAUUUCCUCCGAGAGGGCACUGGCCUGUCUGUCUUCCACAUUGAAAAGGACACAGGCAUUAUCCAGACCAUAGGACCACUCGACCGAGAAAUAACAUCGCACUACUGGCUGACAGUGCUAGCUCUUGACCUGGGAACAGUUCCUCUGUCUUCUGUGACUGAAAUUUAUAUUGAAGUCACUGAUACCAAUGACAACCCACCUCAGAUGUCCAGACCCGUCUUCUAUGUGUCUGUGAUGGAGAAUUCCCCACCAAACACAUCUGUCCUUCAGCUUGAUGCCCUAGAUCCAGACUCUAGCUCAGACGGAAAAUUGACUUUUCAUAUCCUAACUGGAAAUCCUCAAGGACUUUUCACCAUUAACCUCAUUACAGGUCUGAUUUCUACAACUUCACAGCAGCUGGAUCGAGAAUACAAGGCUGAACAUAUCCUAGAGGUGGCUGUUUCUGACAAUGGAGAGCCAGCCCUGAAGUCCACCAGCAGAGUUGUGAUACAAGUCCUGGAUGCCAAUGACAACCCUCCCAGCUUCCCACACAAGCUCUUCGUGGUGCAGCUUCCCGAAAGAGAUGCCUCAGAGACACCACUGCCAGUCUACAGGCUCAUCGCUUCAGACCGUGACCAGGGCCAGAACAGCCAGAUCACCUACACCAUCGAGGAGGAGGAGGAAGGGAUAUUCACCAUCAACCCCACAACCGGCAUGGUGUUCUCUAGGAAAGCUUUUCCUGCCUCUGAAUACAACAUACUCACGGUGAAGGCAACUGACGGCGGCAGCCCACCGCUCUCCUCCCACGUGCGGCUCCACAUCGGCUGGGUCUCCCGGCCAGGCCCCUCCUCGGAGCCCCUCGCUUUCGAUGAACCCCAUUAUAACUUUGCCGUGAUGGAAACGGAUCCUGUAAACCACAUGGUGGGAGUGAUCAGCAUCGAAACGGGCCCCAGCCAAGUGUGGUUUAAUAUCACAGGUGGUGACGAUGACAUGGAUUUUGACAUUGAAAAGAGUACAGGCAGCGUGGUCAUUGCAAGACCCCUUGAUGCACGGAAGAAGUCAAGCUAUAACCUGACAGUAGAAGUCACCGAUGGGUCCACUACCAUCAAAACCCAGGCAUUUAUCCAUGUGAUUGACAUUAACCAGCACCGUCCUGAGUUCCUGGAGAGCCAUUAUGAAAGGAGGAUUCCUGAAGACACCCCCCCAGGGAGAGAAAUCCUUCAAGUCAGUGCAACAGACAAGGACAAAGGCAAGGGGCUCAUCUACACCAUCCAUGGCAGCAUGGACCCCAAAAGUACAAGACUUUUCCAGUUGGAUCCAAGCAGUGGGGUCCUCACUGCAGCAGAAGGCUUCAGUUCCCAGCCCAUGCCUCAGCAUAUCCUAACAGUCAUGGUACGAGACCAGGAGGUCCCCAUCAAGAGGAACUUUGUUCGAGUCACUAUCCGUGUAGACAACUGCAACCUUCACCCUCCACAGUUCAGCAGCAUCCAUUAUGAAGCAGAAGUGCUGGACUUAGCAGCAGUAGGCACAGAGGUUUUACAAGUCAGAGCCCUUGAUCAGGACCAAGGGACCAAUGCUGAAGUCCGCUACUCCCUUCAGACAGGUAAUGGGGAAGGUUUCUUUAGCAUCGACCCAUAUUCUGGAAUUAUUACUGUUGCCCAGAAACUGGAUCCAUCCAGGCAGGAGCGAUUUACUCUUAUUGUAAAGGCAGAAGAUCAGGCGUUCCCUCAGUUUAAAGAUUCUGCCACGGUCCACAUCCGCAUUAGACCCUCUGAUCGAACCCCUCCAAAAUUUGCAGAGGCUGAAUACAUCACAGAGAUCAGUGAAUCCACCACUGUUGGCUCUCCUCUGAUCCAGGUUUCCGCCACAAGCUUGUCACCAGUCAGCUAUGAAAUAAAAGAUGGAAAUGGAGAUGGAGUGUUCUCCAUGAACUAUCAGUCAGGCCUUAUCUCCACUCAGAAGAGCUUAGAUUUUGAGCAAGUGUCUUUUUACCAGUUGAAAGUCCGUGGCACCAACAUGGCUGGGGCAUUUAUGGACACAAUGGUACUUAUCUAUGUCAUAGAUGAGAAUGACAAUGUGCCCAUCUUCACUAAGCCUUCCUUCAUUGGCUGGAUCAUGGAGAAUGCACCAUCACAAAGCAUGGUCCUGGAUGAAAACAAUGCUCCCCUCGUGACCCACGCAACAGAUGCUGAUCAAGACUCCAAUGCUCUGCUGGUCUAUGAGAUUUUGGAGCCGGAGGCACUGAAAUAUUUCACAGUAGAUCCCAGCACAGGGACAUUGACCAGUCGUGCUGACAUAGACUAUGAGCUCACCCCAGUUUUCCACUUCAGUGUACAUGUGCGUGACAGUGGCACUCCCAGCUUAUUUGCAUCCAAGCCAGCCAAGGUCACAAUCCACGUUAAAGAUGUGAAUGAUUCACCUCCUGUCUUUUUCAAAGACACUUAUGAGCUUUCUGUCUUGCUACCUGCCCACCCAGGGAUGGAGCUUUUAUCAGUGCAGGCAAAAGAUGCAGAUUCGGAGGUCGCCUACAGCAUAGUGGAAGGGAAUAUUGACAAUGCUUUCUAUAUUCAUCCAAUCACAGGUCUCAUCUCCAUUCUUAAUGCCACGGGCCUGAGAAGCUAUCGUGAACUCAUGGUCAGAGCUGAUGAUGGCUUAUACAAGAGUACUGCUCUGGUUAAACUGAAUUUAACUCGCACACAAGGUACAGGCUUAAAAUUUGAUCAAGACGUAUAUACAGCAACUGUGAUGGAGAACUCUACAGAUGAGAAGACUCUCACUGUUCUUGGAGUCAAGGGAUAUCAGCUAAAUGAACCACUUUUCUAUUCACUUUUGAAUGGAAAGGAAAGAUUCAAAAUGAUCCAGGCAUCUGGAGUACUCCAGACCAAGGGUGUGAAAUUUGACCGCGAAGCACAAGAUGUGCACGAGGUAGCUGUGGAAGUGAAGGACAACAGGAAGCCACCAAGAGUGUCCCAAGCCACAGUCAAGGUUUACGUAGAGGAUGUCAAUGACAAUCCACCACAGUUUGAGAACGUGCCGUAUUACACCUCAGUGCAGGACGGCACUGAACCAGGUGAUGUACUUUUUCAGGUGUCAGCAACAGACAAAGACAUAGGCGAAAACGGAGCCAUUACCUACUCAUUUGCAGAGGACUACAAAUACUUUAGGAUUGACCCCUACCUAGGGGACAUCUCACUGAAAAAGCCUCUCGAUUAUCAAGCUUUAAAUAAAUACAACCUCCGAGUCAUCGCUAAGGACAAAGGCCAACCUCCCCUCCGUGCUGAAGAGGAGGUUGUGGUCAGCGUGAGGAACAAAUCCAACCCUCUGUUCCAGAGUUUGUACUACCGAGUGAAGGUGCCAGAAAACAUCCCUCUCUACACAUCUAUCCUCCACAUCCAGGCUCGCAGCCCUGAAGGCUUGCGCCUCAUCUACAACAUCGUGGAGGAAGACUCCCUGAAACUCUUCAGCACCGACUUCAAAACUGGCGUCCUUACUGUCACAGGGCAGCUGGACUACGAGCUGGAGACAAAACACAUGUUCACCGUUAGAGCCACAGACACAGCGCUAGGAUCCUUUUCAGAAGCCAGAGUAGAGGUGGACGUAGAGGAUGUCAAUGACAACCCCCCCAUAUUUUCUCAGGUCAUCUACACAGCAUCAGUCUCGGAGAGUUUGCCAGCACAGACUCCCGUUGUCCAGCUCUUUGCUUCUGAUAAGGACUCAGGCAGAAACAAAGUGGUCUCCUAUCAGAUCUUGGAUGAUGGCUCCGAUGCUGCCAAGUUCUUUAAUAUCGAUGCCAGCACAGGGCAAAUAACAACAGCUCAAGCACUGGAUUAUGAAAAAAAUCAGCAGUUUCGCAUGAAAGUAAGAGCUGCAGACCAUGGGAUACCUCCACUUAGCAGUGAUGCCCUGGUAAUUGUAGAUGUGACAGACAUCAAUGACAAUCCUCCCGAGUUCAGCCAGCUUCAGUACGAAGCCAAGGUAAGCGAAAUGGCUACUUGUGGGCACAUCGUGAUCAAAGUCCAGGCCCUGGACCCCGACAGUGGAGACACCACCCGACUGGAAUACGUGAUACUCUCAGGCAAUGACAAUAGGCAUUUCACUAUCAACAGCACUUCUGGAAUAAUAUCCAUGUUCAACCGCUGCAAAAAGGACUUGGAGUCAUCUUACAAUCUCAGGGUUUCUGCUUCAGAUGGAGUUUUCAAGAGCACUGUGCCCGUGUAUAUCAAUACCACUAAUGCCAACAAAUACAGCCCCUCUUUUCAGCAGAAUGUGUAUGAGGCAGAGCUGGCAGAAAAUGCUGAGAUAGGUACCAAAGUGAUUGAGUUGCUGGCUAUUGACCCAGAUGGUGGCCCAUAUGGCACCAUAGAUUAUACCAUCAUAAACAAGCUCGCCCAUGAGAAGUUCUCCAUAGACAGUAAAGGCCAUAUUGCCACACUGCAAAAACUGGACAGAGAAAAUUCAACAGAGAGGGUCAUUGCCAUUAAAGUCAUGGCCAAGGAUGGAGGUGGGAAGGUGGCAUUCUGUACGGUCAAAAUAAUCCUUACAGAUGAGAAUGACAACCCACCUCAGUUCAAAGCCUCCGAGUACACACUGUCCAUCCAGUCCAAUGUAAGCAAAGGCUCCCCUGUUAUCCAGGUACUGGCUUAUGAUGCUGAUGAAGGUGCAAAUGCAGAUGUCAUUUACUCUGUUGACUCCGUGGAAGAUAUAACAGAAGACCUUGUGGAAAUCAAUGCUGCCACUGGGGUUGUUAAGGUCAAGGAGAGCCUUGUUGGUUUAGAAAACAGAGCCUUUAACUUCAAGGUGAAAGCUGAAGAUGGCAGACCCCCUCACUGGAACUCCCUUGUCCCAGUCAAUCUUCAGAUUGUCCCCAGGGAGGUGACAUUGCCAAAGUUUUCUGAGCCCCUUUAUACGUUCUCUGCAUCUGAGGAUCUUCCAGAGGGAUCAGAAAUAGGGUCAGUCAAAGCUUUUGCAGAGGAUCCCAUCAUAUACAGCCUGGUGAAGGGAACCACUACAGAGAGUAACAAGGAUGAGGUGUUCACACUGGAUGAACAAACAGGGGUUUUGAAAAUCAACAAGGCCAUGGAUCAUGAGACCACUAAGUGGUACCAGAUCGAUGUUAUGGCUCACUGCUCACAUCAGGAGACUGAGCUGGUUUCUCUGGUCUCUGUGAACAUUCAAGUGCAGGAUGUCAAUGACAACAGACCUGUUUUUGAGGCAGAUCCCUAUAAAGCUUUUGUCAUGGAGAACAUGCCUUCAGGAACCACAGUAAUUCAAGUGACAGCUAACGACCAGGACAUGGGAAGUGACGGACAGGUGACCUACAGUCUGGAAGCAGAAUCUGGCAACCUCCAAGGACUCUUCACCAUUGAUGGUGAGAGCGGGUGGAUCACCACACUAAAAGAGCUGGACUGUGAAGAUCAGGAGAUCUAUCGGUUUUAUGUCGUGGCCACUGACCAUGGCAGGAAAGUCCAGCUUUCUUCCCAAACCCUGGUGGAGGUCACUGUCUCUGACGAAAACGAUAACGCACCACAGUUCACCUCAGAUUUCUAUAAAGGAUCAGUAAUUGAGAACGCAGAGCCAGGGCAGGUUGUUGUCACCCUGAGUACCAUCGACGCAGACAUCUCUGAGCAGAACCGGCGGGUCACAUGCUACAUAACUGAAGGAGAUGUAAUGGGACAGUUCACAGUUAACCAAAUUGAGGGUGAAUGGACAAUUUCUUCCAAGAAACCUCUGGACAGAGAAGAUACAGAGAAAUAUCUCCUCAAGGUUAUGGCUUCUGAUGGGAAAUUUCAGGCUACCACUGAAGUGGAAAUUUAUGUUCUUGAUAUCAAUGACAACAGCCCUGAGUGUGGCCAGUUAUUCUACACUGGGAGAGUCUCUGAAGAUGCUCUACCGGGUGCCUUCAUUUUGAAAAUCUCAGCAACUGACCCUGACGUUGGCAGCAAUGCCCAGAUAACGUACAGCCUCCACGGCCCUGGCGCAGAGGAGUUCCGGCUGGGCCCACACACAGGGGAACUGACAACAUCUGCACCUCUUGACCGUGAACAGAAACCCACGUACCACCUCGUUGCCAAAGCCACUGAUGGAGGAGGCCGUUCCUGCCAGGCAGAUAUAACGCUGAUCGUAGAGGACACAAACGACAACGCACCGAGAUUCUUCCCCAGUCACUGCGCCGUGGCCGUUUUUGACAACACCACAACAAAGACACCCAUUGCUGUGGUUGCUGCCAGGGACCUUGAUGAAGGUCUCAAUGCUGAGGUGGUCUAUUCUCUGUCUGACUCUGCCAAUGGACACUUCUCAAUUGAGGAAACCACAGGGGUGAUCCGUCUGGAAAAGCCUCUGAAGGAUUCGCAGCAUUCGGCGUUUGAGCUGACAGUCUGUGCCACUGACCGGGGCACCCCCGAGCCCCUCUCAGCUCUUGGCACGGUCACUGUCUCCGUUGUGGAUCUAAAUGAAUAUCUGCCCGUUUUCCUGGCCCCUGAAUAUGUGGCCAUGGUAAAAGAAGAUGUGGCCGUGGGUACGGAGGUGCUCAACUUGUCAGCCUUGACACGGGACAAUGCAGAAAACACAGAGAUCAAGUAUGAAAUUGUGAAUGGCAAUGACCAUGGGAAGUUUCAGCUCAACUCAAACACAGGUACCUUAUACAUAAAUGGAAGCUUGGACUUUGAAGCGAGUCAUGAGUAUUACUUGUCCAUUGAAGGCACAAGGAAAGGCUCAGCUUCUCUCAGUGAUGUGACCAUGGUGGUGAUCAACAUCACUGACAUCAACGACCACGCACCAGAGUUCAUUCAAGACCCCUACGUCGCUGAUAUCCAGGAGGAUGCUGCGGUUGGAGAAAUCAUCCUCACGGUGUCAGCUGAUGACUUGGAUGGAGCAAUGAACAAUCAGAUCACAUAUUCAAUUGUGGAAGGGAACCCACUGGGACACUUCACCAUUCAACCCAGAAGUGGGCAGAUCAGCAUCGCCAAGCAUCUAGACAGGGAGGAGAUCCCCAGUUAUUCCCUGACAGUUCGAGCCACAGACAACGGCCACCCUCCUCAGUCCAGUGACGUCGCUGUGCAUGUCCAUGUCUCUGAUGUCAAUGACAACCCUCCUCGGUUCUUCCAGCUCAACUACAGCGUGGUGGUGCAGGAGAAUGCUCCCGUGGGUACCAGCGUCCUGGAGCUGAUUAUGAGUGACAGAGACUCCCCAGAAAAUGGACCACCAUAUUCAUUCCAGAUCACCCAGGGCAACGAUGGGAAGGCUUUUAACGUCACCCAAAGUGGUCUGCUGGUGACAUCAUCCAUCCUGAACCGAAGAAUUAAAGAACAGUACCUAUUACAAGUCCAGGUCUCUGACAGCGGUAUCCCUCCCCUGUCCUCAUCUGCAUUUAUAAACAUCCAAGUGACUGAGCAGAGCCAGUACGCCCCCUCAGCCCUCCCCCUGGAAAUAUUCAUCACCACCAACGAGGAAGCUUUCCGAGGGGGUGUUCUGGGCAAGAUCCACGCCACGGACCGAGACCCCCACGACACACUGGUGUACACUUUGGUGGCACAACUGCCCCAGGAAGGGCUCUUCUCCGUUGGGGCUGCAGACGGGAAGAUCAUUGCUGGGGACAAGCUUCCUCACGGCCACUAUCUCCUGAACGUGACAGUCAGCGACGGCACGUUCACGGCCACCACCAGCGUCAACGUCCACGUGUGGUGCUUCACGCAGGAGGCCUUGGACAAGGCGGUGGUGCUGCACUUCCGCCACCUCUCCCCCGAGGAGUUUGUGGGGGACCAUUGGCGCAACUUACAGAGAUUUCUGGGAAACGUCCUUGUCACCCGGCGCCAGAACAUCCACAUGGCCAGCUUACAGCCCGCAGCUGCCUCUGACGGAGUGGACCUGCUCUUGGCUGUUGGAGAGCCGCACGGCUCCUUGUACGAGCCUCGGGUCCUCGCCAACAAGAUCACUGUGUCAGCUGGGGAGAUGGACCAACUGGUGGGGCUCCGGAUGAAGAAGGCAAUUCACGUACCCUGUCACGGGUCAGACUGCGCCCACCGUGUCUGCAAGGAAACCAUCCAGCUGGACCCAGGCAUGAUGUCUACCUACAGCACUGCCCGACUCAGCGUCCUCACCCCACGGCACAGCCUGGAGCAAAUCUGCUCUUGCAAUGGAACAGCGGUGAGGUUUGGAGGCCACAGCUACAUUUGGUACCAGCACUCGCAGGUCGGCUCCUGGCACAUGCACUUUCGCCUAAAGACCCACCAGCUGAACGCAGUGGUGUUCCAUGCUAACGGCACAGACCAGGCCACUUUGGAGAUGGUUAACGGAGUGCCCCAACUCGGGUACCGCUGCCGGGGGCACUCGCGUGGGAACCUGUCCUCCUCACGGGCCGUGAGCGACGGCGAGUGGCACUCAGUCUUCCUGGAGGUGAAGAACACGUCCGUGCGCCUGCUCAUCGACGGCCUGGGGAACGCCUCUCUCCAGCUGCCCGGGACCUGCAGCCUCUCCCGGGGCAGACGAGACCUGAUUUUUGGGGGGCUCCGGCAGCCGCUGCAGUCCCAGAGAGUCACGCGGGGCUUCAGGGGCUGCCUGGACGUGGUUGCCAUCAACGGCAGAGAAGUGGUUCUCCUGCCCGGGAAGGGGCAAUCGAAGGAGGUGGUGGAGGAGGUGGGGAUAAAGCAGUGCUGCUCCCCCGCCGGCGCCUGCAGCAGCAGCCCCUGCCUCAACAACGGGAUGUGCUCCGAAACCCACGGAGGAGGUUACACGUGUAUCUGCCCCGGGCUGUUUUCUGGUGAUCGCUGUGAGCUGGGGGACAGUCCCUGCGACUCCAAACCCUGCCUGCAUGGGGGAACCUGCACCCUCUCUGCCACUGGCUACUCCUGCCACUGCCCUGACUGGUACCUGGGCGAAAGGUGUGAAAAGCUGGCCGAGGAGUGCCCAGACAACCCGUGCCGGAACGACGGGCGCUGCGUCAGCAGCCAGGGCUCCGUCCGCUGCAUCUGCCCGGCGGACUACCAGGGGCACUACUGCACGCAGCCCAUCAUCACCCCGGCCAUCGUGCCCACGCAGUGGGCCGUGGGCCCCGAGGAGAUCGCGGAGAUCGUGGCCGGCGUGCUGGGGGUGGCCAUCCUGGCCGUGGCCUUC